AUGCCUUCUAAAAAUAAAGCAAAGGGGAUCUCUAAAAGGAUGAAGAAGAUGCAAGAGUUUGAGAAGCGGUUGCAGGAGAGAGAUUUUGAGCGGGCCUUUUUUCGGGAGUUCUGGCCAGAUAAUAUUUGAUAGUUGCAUCAUUUCACUUGUACAAUGCUUGUAUAUGUAUUUGUUACUUUUCUGGCAUUGUAUUCUAUAUUUUUAAAGUUUGUCAAUCA
This is a messenger RNA of Ilex paraguariensis (yerba mate), 218 nucleotides long. The record is from the annotation of a GenBank genome assembly. NCBI's taxonomy places the organism in Eukaryota, Viridiplantae, Streptophyta, Magnoliopsida, Aquifoliales, Aquifoliaceae.